ACGCCCUUAGCGUGUGAAUAUUUACACUUUGAACCAAUGAAAAACGAGCUGGGGGAAAAUCAAAGAAAACUUCAGCCAACCUCCUCCCUCCCAAAUACCUUUCCUGUGAAGAGACCUCACUCGAGCCUAUAUAGCCCCCUAUCCCUUACGAUUGGAACCACUUGAUUCUCCGUUAACAACAGGGAGAGUGAAUUGGGUGACUUAAUCAACAGGGGACUGGGACUUUUAAUCGAUUCCUUAUAAAGCCUGUGAUUACAAAGAUCCAACCCUGGAGUUCCUGGACAGAAUGGCCCCAAUUGCCACUGAGUGCCACGGGAAGUCCUUCCCGUGCCACCGCGUCGACCAUCUCCUCAGUGCGGUGGAGAGUGAGCUCCAGGCGGGGAGUGAGAAGGGCGACCCCACGGAGAGGGAGCUCACCGUCUCCCUGGAUGAUAAUGAACUCUGGAAAAGGUUUAAGGACCUCACUAAUGAAAUGAUAGUCACCAAGAACGGCAGGCGCAUGUUUCCCGUUCUUAAAGCCAACGUGUCCGGACUGGACCCGAACGCCAUGUAUUCCGUUCUGCUGGACUUCGUCUCUGCGGACAACCAUAGGUGGAAAUACGUGAACGGGGAGUGGGUCCCGGGAGGGAAGCCUGAGCCUCCCACUCCGAGCUGCGUAUCCAUCCAUCCAGACUCGCCAAACUUCGGUGCGCACUGGAUGAAAGCCGCCGUGUCGUUCAGCAAAGUCAAACUCACCAAUAAACUCAACGGAGGCGGGCAGAUCAUGCUAAAUUCUUUACACAAGUACGAACCACGUCUUCACAUAGUGCGCGUUGGAGGUCCACGGAGAAUGAUCACCAGUCACUCGUUUCCCGAGACCCAGUUUAUCGCUGUGACGGCCUACCAGAACGAGGAGAUCACUGCUCUUAAAAUCAAAUAUAACCCGUUCGCUAAGGCCUUCUUGGAUGCAAAAGAAAGAAGCGAUCACAAGGAUAUUCUAGAAGAUGAAAAUCAACAAUCAUCGUAUUCCCAGUUGAGCGGCUGGUUCCUCCCGGGACCGGGCCCCCUCCGCCCUCCUGCCGCUAACCCCCACCACCAGGGUGAAGGUCCCCUCUCUGCCUCCACCCUCCAUGGCUGUCAGAGCUACUCCAGCCUGAGGCACCAUCGCUCCACGCCGUACGGCAGCCCCUACACCCAUCGUGUCGGCUCCCCAACCGGUUAUUCUGAUGACUCUGCUGCCUGUGUGUCCCUGCUGACCGGCCAUGACCACAGCUGGCCCAGUGGACGCAUGCCCCCCCAUCCCUGCAUGGGGCCCAUGUCCCACGGUCACCUCUCAGCCACCGGCUCCAGUCAGUAUCCUAGCCUGUGGCCUAGCAAUCACCACUCGUCCCUGGCCCUGGCGAACCACACCGGGGGAAUGACCGGUGGCCACUACGCCGACGUCUCACACUGCGCGGUAGCGCCCUCUGGUGGCUCCCCGCUGUACGACGGCGGCACUGUUGCCGAGGCGCACGACAGCACACAGUAUGACGUCUCUCUGCACGGUGGCCUACCGUCUGCCUGGACGCACAUUUCCUCUCCUUCCCUCUGAUGGUAGAGCAUGUUCUCUACACAUGUUCUGGUUCUUUAUAUCUGCUUUUAGUCUUUUCCCUGUUUGCUUUUUAAACUUCUUAUUCAUUAAAGGUGAGGUAACUGCCCUACUACGGACCAUGUUACUCACGUCCACUCAAGUUCAGCGCUUCAUAACAACAGUGCUAACCUACUGGAAAUGUAGAUGCAUCGAAUGGCAGGGCCGACCUCAUCUGGAGGAUCCAGGACCUCCUGAAUGCAUCCUUUGUGUGUGUUGCUAAAUGUUGUGUGACGCAACCAAUGACAGUUGCUGGCUGUCCGAUCCCCAUGUUGGUCUCCAGAUGUUAACCUCACCCUUAAAGAUGAAUCUAGGUGCGCUUAUAUUAAGCAUGACCUCAGGAUGAAGUCUCAAAAAAUGUUUUUUAGUGAUGGAGAAUUUGUAGUGUAAAUAUGAACUUAUGUCAGUCAGCUCAAAGAGCUUUUGUAAGUAGGUUAUAGGCUUUUGUAUUGCAAUGAAAAUAAAACCUUGAAUAAAUGUUUUUUAAAAACUAAAUAAAGUAAUCUUACAUAUUUACAAUGACGAAAAAUAAUACUGAAACUUAUUUAUAGUUUAUACAUUAUUCUAGUUACACUAAAGAUUAUAACAUUUUAACUUAUGAAAUGUUUUUUACUUGGGUCAUAAAAUCUCAAAAUUCACACAAAUGUAGGCUACUGUGUUAUGAUUUACAUUUAAACGUAAUGCUAUUGUGUUGCUAAUAGCUUAUCUCUAUCAUUCAGAACAAACCUUGCCCAUAAGAUAUACCAUACAACCCAACAAUUGAAUCAUGAUCAUUAUUUUUAAUGGUUUAUUUUAUUGAUGCAUAAUUUCCUCUAAGAUUCCUAUUCCUUAAAUUCGUAUUGCUUUUAUGACCAAGUGGCAUCCGGCAUUGUCGGUGGGUACAGCAGUGACCAUUACUUACCAACAGGUGUCGCCGUUUCACAUAGUAAACAAAUGGAUUUCUGAUGCAACUCGCUAACAAAGAAGCCCUGUCUUCAUGCAUCAACUGCAUGAAAAUUUGACUAAAAAACCCAA
Messenger RNA from Gadus macrocephalus (Pacific cod), 2620 nucleotides. RefSeq names its product T-box transcription factor Tb (gene tbxtb). Gene Ontology annotation, cellular component: nucleus. Gene Ontology annotation, biological process: mesoderm formation; regulation of transcription by RNA polymerase II; heart morphogenesis. The record is from RefSeq and is a predicted model, not a curated record. The coding region runs from base 287 to 1570 and encodes 427 amino acids. Lineage: Eukaryota; Metazoa; Chordata; Actinopteri; Gadiformes; Gadidae. Gene Ontology annotation, molecular function: RNA polymerase II cis-regulatory region sequence-specific DNA binding; DNA-binding transcription factor activity, RNA polymerase II-specific. The transcript is spliced from 8 exons.